AUGAGUUUUGCGCUCACGCUAGUAGCGGCGCAGUCGACGGGGCUUCUGACUCUUUUCCUCGUCGAUUCGGAACCACUGUCCCUCGAAGCGUCCGCCGUCGCCGUCAAUACAGUGGGCAGCGGGCUUAACGCGAAUGCCGUCACUACGCUUGAGGUGGCUUGUCCCACGGCCGCAUCGCCGGCUAACGACGAUUGUCGGGCUGCUGGCAUCUACCCCGCGCAGGUCUUCCACACACAGGGCUCCGUCUGGGGCGGCACGACAACGGAACCGUACGACGAUAGCACGACCACAUGGUACUGUGCGCUUGGAGGGUCGGAGCCGACGCUCACCGCUGCAUGCAACAAGACCAUCGUCAGCGGGAUCGAGACGGUCAGCGUAGUCGCCGGGUACGACAAUUGUUACGUCGCGGCCCAUCAGCGGCCGAUCGUGGUGACGGCAGGCCUGGAAAAGAUCAACCCGGCGCACUUCAUGGAUCUAGAGGCUAGCGAAUACUUGUCCAUCCGAAGCAGCCAGUUGUCCGAGGACGGAUGCCCGUCGAGCAAAUCCCUCAUUUGGCCUGGUACGGUGUCUCGUUACUCGACCUCUUCUCCUCGUACCGGUACGUCGUCGUCGUCAACCAGAACGUCGGCAUCGCCAAGCGGAACACCGUCGUCGUCGUCAACAAUAACGGCAGGGCCUGGCUCGGGGGUCUCGGGCACGAAGCCGACACAAACACAAACAGAGACAACCCUCGCUGCCUCGACGUCAUCGCCCAAUAGCGCGGGCAGUACUGUGCAGCUGCCAUCAUUGGCGUUGCUGGUGGGGGCAGGAAUGGCAGCCGCUGCAGGCUUCAUGAUCGUGUAA
This is a messenger RNA of Dichotomopilus funicola, 843 nucleotides long. RefSeq lists its product as uncharacterized. Bases 1 to 843 code for a protein of 280 amino acids. The record is from RefSeq and is a predicted model, not a curated record. The transcript has a single exon. Lineage: Eukaryota; Fungi; Ascomycota; Sordariomycetes; Sordariales; Chaetomiaceae.